UGCCAGGCUGCGGGCGGCGCUCCCGAAGCGGCUCCGCUCCGCGCCCUCACUCCGCGCUGCCGCAGCCCCCCAGCGCCCGCGGCGCCCGGGCGCUCCUUCGCCGCCUCUGCCGCCGCAGGCUGCUCGGUCGCGUUUAGAGCCAGCGAGAGGCUGUGCCGGCGGCACCGCGGGCAUUGCCGGGAGCGAGCCCGGCCCCCACUGAAAUUCCGGCGUCUUGAGAGAGGGGAGGAAGAUCCUCGUCUUCCGAAGCCUCCUCAAUGAGUGCCAAGCUCUCCAAGGAGUUGAGGCUGUCGCUGCCGCCUUGUCUCCUGAACAGGACGUCUGCCACCUCGAACGCCAGCAGCACCUGCAUCACGCAAGUGGGUCAGCUCUUUCAGUCCUUCUCCUCCACCCUCGUUCUCAUCGUCCUCGUCACCCUCAUCUUCUGCCUCAUCCUCCUCUCCCUCACCACCUUCCACAUCCACAAGAGGAAGAUGAAGAAGCGGAAGAUGCAGAAGGCACAGGAGGAGUAUGAGCGGGACCACUGCGCCCGCAGCAGCGGCGGCAGCCGGCACCCCGCACCGGGAGAGACUCCCGCGGAGAGAGACAGCCGCCUGGGAAGACCCCUCCGGGACUCGGAGAUCCAGCGGCCCCCCCCCAUGGCAGCCCCCAGCUCCCAGCCGGCACAGGCAGCUUUGGACACAGCUGGCGUGGGGCUCUUGCAGACGGUGAUUUUGUCAUGAUGGUUUAGGGGAACCCGGGAGAAGGCACCUUUGUAAAUACCGGAGUGAUUAUUCUAGUCCUCAAAGAAGAAGAAAACAUUGCUAAUUCUAAUGAACGAACAAGCCCAUGAUCCAAGCGCAUGACAGCUCACAUCGCGUUUCUCAUUGACUGUGCAAGCAAAGGAUGCGUCUUUGUGCUGGAGAAGGACCUGCACGCAGCGACCAUAUACCUAGCCUGGAGGAGAGAGUCAGGGGCAGGGAUCCCUUUUCCCUAGUCAUUGUUACCUCCAAGGCUGGGGUGAUCCCACUACUGGAUCCCCCCCUGCCCCCGUUGUCACACUGCAUGGCGUGGCUGGGGUGCGGAAUGGGGGGAGUGGCAGGACUGGUGGGUGCCUUGGGACCCCCCCUGUCUUCUUGGAGCAGCUCUCUAUUGUGCUUGGAUCUGUGCCCCUGGCCCACCCUUCUUGCUUCUCUCCAGGACUGGAUCUUGUUUUGUGUAACACCCACCCCCAACUGGGUUUAGGUGAACUGCAGUGCCCUGCGGCCCCAUACUCCAGCUGCAGCUUUCCUCUCCCCCCCAGCAUCCAUCAUCUCUAAAUGCCCUCCCCAUGACACAACCCCCAAAACCACUGCCAUUCUGCGUGGUGGCAUGAGGUGAUACACCUCAGGGGAAAGAUGGCCUUGUUCCUCUGGGGGUCCCAAAACAAACCCUGUUCUGCACCAGGCAUCCUGCUCCAACCCCGCUGCAGUUAAAGCUUCACCUCCCAGCAAGGAAUCCUGCAGCAGAACAGGGCUAGCUUCUACUUUUUUAGGCUGAUACAUAUUUUUACCCCUUAUAAUCUAGCAAGCAGUUAAGGACAAACAACACUUCAAAUUUCUUGCCUCUCCUCUUUUGAGGAACUAACCAGACAGUUGUGCAAAAUAUCAGCUCUUAAUGCUCAGCAGGUAUUUAUUUUGGAAGUACGGUUUCUCCCUAGCAAACAGCAGUGGCUUUUGUCAGUGGUGGGCAGGUGCGGUGCUGCUGGUGCUGUGUGUGCUGGAGGAGCGUGGGGCAGCGUCUGGUGCAGCUUUGCUUAGCGAUUAAAUCAAAGCCCAUUCCUUGAAGGUGCCUUAACAGAGUGCCGUAUCCGAACUUUGAAACAUCUUGUGUGGUAUCAUAGCAGAGGCAGAUCUCUGCUGUGCAUGUUAACAUCUAAAGAAUAUAGCAAAGGAAAAGUAAUCCCGAGGGAUUUUCUAAUUUUUUUUUCCCCCCCGUAUCCUGGCAUUCAGAGUGAUGAUUGAUGUGAUGAGGUAGCUGUAGCCCACAGGUUGUAACAUUCUGCUGUUCUCUGCCCCCUGGUGUGGCUGCUGGGUUGGAGAGCCCUUGUGCUGACAGCACAAAGGUGAAAAGAGGAAAGGGUGCCACAGCACUCCAUAGUCCAUGGACAGCACCAAUAUGCAGGGGUUUCAAGGCAGUGCUUCUCUUAACCCUGUCUUACCCCUUUGUGAUCUUGCCUGGUGGGAAAUUCCUGUUGGGUUUCAAUGCGUGCCUCCAGCAUCCAGCUCCAGGAGCUGUUCUACCAGCUGAGGUUGGUGCAGAAAUGAACACGGUGUUGGUGGUGUGGUGUGGUGAGGUGGGAGUGAUGGCCGAUGCUUCCUGGUGUGACCAGAUACUAACGGCUACUGCUGUGUUCUUGGGCAAGGAAAUGGGCUUUGUUUUGUUUCCCCUAAUAAAGGAUGCAUGAACUUUUGUGUUUAACCUCCUUAUGCAACCGCAACACAGUAUUGCACCAUAGGGAAUAGAUUUAGGACAGUGAGAAGUGUUCAGUGAACAGUAACGGAGCUUCUUGAUUGUGAUCUCCACUAAAUAGAGAUAUUAUUUUCCCCUUUAUUUUGUGCCUUUUCUUAAAAAUCAGUAUAUAAUUUUGAGUUUUAUAAAAGCAAUAAGAUGUUCCAAAUCACUCCAGUGCAUUUCUGGUUGAUGGUUUCACUUCUUUAGCGUCUCUAGUCAGACACUUUUCCUUCUGCCUUAUGCACUCAAGGCAUGCAAUAAUUCCCCAGAAGUGUACUGCUUGUCACAUCUCAUUGCAGUUAUAAAAUUGCCCUAUUUUUGAGGAAAAAAAAAAAAGGAUGGAAAUAUAUAUAUCUUUAUACAUAUUAUGGAUAUAUAGAUAUAUAUAUUAUUUAUAUAAUCUCAUGACACUAAGAAUAGUGGCAGAAAUGUAAUGAAUUAAAAUGUUAUCAUGUAAACCUCUAUCCUCUGUUAAUUAGGUUUGAUUUAAUAUUUUAAUAUCUCUGUAUUUAUGUAAAUCUGUGUAAAUUAUGUGGUCUAUAAGUAAAAUUUCAUACUGACUUUAAUUUUUUCAGAACUGUGAGCUUCUUGUGGUGUCAUUCAAGGUUUUGCAUUUCUAAAGUUAAAUUCUACAGGAUGUGAGAAGUUAUGAAUUCCUGUUAUCACACAGAAAUGCUGCAAUAAGGCUCAUGUGUACUCCCAGUGCAUGACCCUACCUUGAAGUAUUGUGAGCUUACAAGGUUUCAUUGAGCGGUCUCAGGAGAUCUAGUUGAUACAAGCAGGGCACGUAGGUUUUCAUUUUCAUGAAACAAUAAGCGAUCUAGGGAAUAAAUGUGGAUUUUUAAAACAGAGUUUAUGCUUGGAGGUUCUGUCAAAUCAAUUGCUUCAAAGCCCUACAGCUACAGCUAAAUUCCUGCACUUAGCAUUCAGUAUUAAUAAGGCUGAUGCUUCUUCCCUUUCCCCUCCUACUUAAACUAGAAGUGUAGGAAAUUGUUCAUAUUUCUAAAGCAUACAUUUUCAGCUAACUGUGAAACUGCCCAAAGGGUUUUGAAUCUACAUAUUUUAUGCAAGUGUAAUAUCUAUGUAUCUGUAUCCAUAUAUUUAACUAUUUUUGUGUAACCUUUUCUACGAUAUUUGAUAGAGAUGCCGGGUAUGUGCCAUUCUCGUACGUAAGGAAGGAUUUAUACCCUGUCAAUAUGGACAUUCUUUUUCCUGUGAACUGUUAGAAAUUUGCACUGGUUUUUGGCAAGUUAGGAUGAAGCCUGGACAGUUGGAGAACAGACCGUCCUUCCUCUGGUGAGGUCCACAUCCUCUGCCUGGAUCUUCCUGCUUCGAAAUCAGAAUCAGGGCCUGCUGCUGAACAGCAUCUUGCUAUAAGAAGGAGUGCUGUGGUGGCCCGGCCCAGUUGUCCCACUGAAGGAGCAUGACUGCUGCUACUGGGUGCGUAGGGCUGCUCACAAACUGGGUCCCAACGAGCCGAUGGUUCCUCAUCCUGCGGAGCGUCCCUGGAGCUGCUGCUUAUCUCAGCUCCAGCAGAGAGCAUCCACCACCUGCAAAGUGAGAUGGAGCCUGCCCAUCGUCCACACAAUGGGUGGUGGCAUCCCGCAGCCCUGCUCUGUGCCCAGCACUGUGCUGUCUGCUUGGACAGACUGACAUGUGUGUGUGGAUCCUGUGUACGUCGUGGGCAGAGAGAGUCAUUUCAUUCACAUGUAUCGGUCCAGCAUUUCUGCUGCGGGGGGGCUGUCUGCUGCAAAAGUAAUCUCUGAGAUGAGAUUUGCUAGCUCAUCACCCAGACACGUUUUAGCUUUUGAUAAAUCUGCCCCAGACUUACAUCUGUGUAUACAUGGGUAUAUAUCUCAAAAGAUCUGCUAGACAAAAAGCAAAGAACAGAGAUAACAGAGAUUCCUCCUUAUAGGCCAAAUUGUCUUUUGACUAAAUUUUUUUUUUUUAAUUUUUAUUAUUUUUUCCCUUUAGUUUUUAAUUAAUCUUAAAAGCUACGCUCUUCAAUGUAAAUAGCAAGUUGUUACGUGAGUAAUGUUUUCCACAGCAUUUCUGAGUAGUUGCUAUCUUGUUUCUGGAACUCUGUGCCCAGUGUUUUGAAGCAACUGUGUUCUUGUUCUGUUGUUAUGAGUGCAACUUUUAUGUAGGAAAGAAAAAGAACAUGAUCUAACUCCUUAGAACAGGACUCAAUUAUUGCAAAUCUAAUUAUAGGUCUUGGUUGCUCUUUUCUUUCUAGUAGUCAUUUCUCUGCACGUUUGUAUUUUUUCUAUGGGUAGUUGAAACCCUACAUUUUAAUGAGUACGCAAGGUAUGGUGGGUAACAUGAAAAAUGAAAUAGGAAAAUUUCUUUUUCCUCUUUUGUGUAAAUAGCAAAAUUUAUAAUGACUUAGACACCGUUUCAUUACAGUUCUCAUCUACAUGGAAGUUGGCAUGACUCGUAUACAAACCUUUAACAGCGUUUUACUUUAUGUUAAGUAUUAGAACUACUUUUAUCCAGGACUGACUUUCUCAUCUUUCUGGUAUCUGACUCUUUUUUCCACUGCAGCCACAUUUUCCAUCUGAUCACUGAAUAAAUUCCUAGUAGAACAGAGCGUCUUUCUGUUUUCAGUUUUUUACAUGUAGUUCUCUGGUCCAUAUCCAGCCAAACUCCACAGCACAGCAAAUGUGCUACGAACUUGUGAAGACUGGAAGGUGUAGGAGCCCUGUGGGGAGAGCUGACUGUCCUGCAAGCACACGGGUGCAAUUCCUGCUGAGGUAGAGGGAAGCCUCUCCAUCCACUGCCUGACUGGGUGAAUGGGGAUUCCUUGCUGCCUCAGCAGACAAAUAUCAGCCUCCUUCAUGACACUGUUUCUCCAAAACGUCAUUUUCUAUAUGACAAUGGAUCUCAUUUUGUAAAUUACCUGUAAUAUUUCUCAUUCAUGUCAAAGCAGGCUUCAUUGCUCCACUGGCACUGUAUGUUUUCUGUGGAUAACUAGAGUCAUUUGUUUUCCAGCCCGGUACCUCCACAAGCAUCAAUUUUGUAUGAGUUAGGAAAUAAAUAUUUGGUCAGAA
Messenger RNA from Tympanuchus pallidicinctus (lesser prairie-chicken), 5522 nucleotides. It is a transcript of the gene CUNH11orf87, whose product is annotated as chromosome unknown C11orf87 homolog. NCBI's taxonomy places the organism in Eukaryota, Metazoa, Chordata, Aves, Galliformes, Phasianidae. Bases 258 to 722 code for a protein of 154 amino acids. The transcript is spliced from 2 exons. The record is from RefSeq and is a predicted model, not a curated record.